Aplysia californica (California sea hare) is the source of this 3671-nucleotide messenger RNA. RefSeq names its product cytochrome P450 3A29. Gene Ontology annotation, molecular function: iron ion binding; steroid hydroxylase activity; oxidoreductase activity, acting on paired donors, with incorporation or reduction of molecular oxygen. NCBI's taxonomy places the organism in Eukaryota, Metazoa, Mollusca, Gastropoda, Aplysiida, Aplysiidae. The transcript is spliced from 3 exons. The record is from RefSeq and is a predicted model, not a curated record. Bases 323 to 1846 code for a protein of 507 amino acids.
UUUGGGAAUAGCAAAGUUCUGGCGACCCCGUUAUCCCCAAAUUUUUUAAACAGGUAAUAUCAACAGCACUGCAAGGGUCAUUCCUGGCCUGGUUAUUGAUCUACCUCUAUCUAGAUCUAGGCCAUAGUACACAUUCACACACACAUUUUAUUGUGUCGGCUCAAGUGCAUUAGAACUAAAGGUCUAAGAAGGGUGAAACCAGUGAGUGAAGUCUCCAGUCUGAAAAUCGAGCCCACACUUGGGUGUCAUCCUCAAUCAGUAGCUGCAGAGUGAAACAGUUGAGGACUUCUGUCAUUUGACCUAGAAUCGUCAAAGUCUCAAGAUGGUUGCAUUGGCAGCUCUCAUCGAUGUGCCCGUGUGGUUGGUGUUGCUGAUCAUAGCUGCUGUUCUGUACUACUUAUACGCCACACCUUUUGGAGUGUGGUCAGGUCUUGGUAUCCCAGGGCCUAAACCAACGUUUGCUGUGGGAAACGUCCCCCAGCUGUAUGACACUGUCAAGGGCGUUCGCUGCGUCAUUGACAGCUGGGUACAGCAAUAUGGACGGACAUUUGGAGUUUACUAUUUUCGGAAACCGCUGUUAGUAGUGACUGACCUGGAACUUCUGAAGCAAGUGUUUGUCAAAGAUUUUAACCACUUUACUGACCGCUGGUUCCAUGGAGAAGGCAAACUUCAGCAGCCUAUGAUUAAGAAAGGUCUUUUCUUUGAGUUUGGAAUGGACUGGAAGAGAAUACGUCGAAUCAUGACCCCUACAUUCAGUAGUGGAAAGUUGAAAUCGCUUGUACAUCAUAUGAACAAUACUGGCAGGAAUCUUGGGGAAAGCAUGGCGACCUACGCCGGAGAUGGGAAGUUGGCCGAUGCAAACACAGUAUUUGGGGCGUUUGCGUUGGAUGUUAUUUGUGGUACUGCAUUUGGUUUGGAAGUAAAUUCCCAGAAUAAUUAUGAGAUCCCCAUUAUUAAGCAUGCGAAGAGUCUUAUGACUUUUGAAAAAGAUGUUCAGGUUUUGUUUACAUUAGCAGGAUUAUUUCCUUUUUUGGUGCCAAUUUUGCACAAGUUGGAAAUUGGGUUGUUCAAAAGAAAGGAUGUUAAUUUUUUUAAGCGUACCAUUUCAGCUUUGAUUGCUGAGAGGAAAGCAGCACCCACCCCCGAUGAUUAUGCUGAUUUCUUGCAACUGCUCUUAAACGCUGAAGCUGAUAGUUCAGUAGAGGAUCUUGGGGGUUCUAAAAAGUUGACAAUUGAUGAAAUUACCGCACAAGGUGUCUUAUUUAUCAUUGCUGGCUAUGGCACCACCUCUUCUACCCUACAAUUUUUGUUUUAUGAGAUCGGUCGACGGCCAGAUAUCCGAGAAAAAGUCAUGAAUGAACUUAACGAGCACAUUGCAGAAAUGGCUGAACCAACAUACGAAGACUGUCAAAAGCUAAAGUACAUUGAGGCUUUGAUCAAUGAGACCCUCCGAUGCUACCCACCCGUCCACCUACUAUCUCGAAAUGUUGACAGUGAGGUAAAAAUUGGUUCGUUCACCAUCCCAUCGAAUGGUGGUGUUUUAAUCCCCAUUGCAAAUAUUAUGAAGGACCCAGAGCACUUCCCUGACCCUGACAACUUUAUGCCCGAACGUUUCCUUAACGAUGACAAACAGGCGGCAAAUAUCAUAUCGUUUCUGCCUUUUGGUUUUGGUCCGCGGCAGUGCAUUGGGUUGAGACUAGCCAUGUUAGAACUGAAGAUGGCUGUUGUCCAUAUGCUGAAGCAUGUGGAAGUGGUGGAUUCCGAGCCAGAGAAACUCGAUUUGGAAGAUUACCUGGGUGUGCUGGUUCCCAAAGAGCCCAUUAAACUCAAGAUGAAAUUAAAAUAGCUUUGGUGGCCGGGUCGUCUGGAAAUUGUAGAAGAGGUAUUCCGUUAGUUCAAAAACUGUCAGGUAUUUUCUGUUAACUCAAAACUAUCAGGUGCUUCUGUAAACUCUCAGGAAUACUGUCUGAUCUUGAAAUAGUUGGAUUUUGUUUUGUUUGUUUAAAUCUAAAAAGACUUUAGUUAAAGUUGGGAAAAAAUGAUGAGUCCUUAUUAGCUGCACUUUCUCCAGAUAAUGCUCUUGAUGUUCAUACAUGAUGUAUGUCAUGGUACAUCUUUUAAUUGACAGCUUCAUUUUACUCUUUUUUUAAUUUUACCAAAUUUGAAGUCUUGUAUCUGAUAAUGACAGCUGCGUUUUACUCUUUUUGAUUUGAAUUAAUUUAAUUUUGUGUCUUGUACAUGAUGAUUAUCACAUCUGCUUUUUCGAGUUUUUCAUUUGACCUUAUUUUGAAUCUUGUACUUUUUAAUUUUUUUCUGCUUGUAUUAUCAGUUACUGUAACUAUGAUAAUGAUAGUUCAGUAGUGGAUGAAGAACAACAUCAUGUACUUUUGGAGUACAUGUUUUUCUAAUGACCUACUGCAAGCCUACCAAAAUGCAGUAUAGUGUGCAUUCACCUUGUCUCGGUGUUUGGAGUGAAACGGGCAAAAGAUAAAGUUGUUGUGGGAUGACCAAAACUACACGCUUAUCUUAUCAUUUUCUAUGAGGGAUGUUUGAUUAAAAAAUGAAAGGUCUGAAAUGUUUACAAAGGGAAAAAAAAUUUCUGAGAACGCAGCUACUUUUUUUUCUGAACUGUAAGUGUCACCCUGAAGGUUAUGUUGUCUCACCACUCACUCCAUGUUGAGAAAUGAAAAAAAGUACUCCCAAACAAAUAAUGAAAGAGUAUUUGGGAGAAGAAACUAUGCCUGCAGCUACUAGAAAACAUGAUGGGGCAUUAUACGCUGAAUGAAGGAAUAGCUUUACUUUUUUUUAUGAAGUUAGUUUUUUUUGUUGUUUCUAAAAAUUAUUUAUUUAAAAGAAUUUUUUAUUUUUAUGGUAGAACUUAAACAACACCUUGUUGAGUUUUUUUAAAAAACUAGAAAUGACAGAUUUACUCUCUAAUGUUAACCUUUUUUUUUUUUUUACAAUUUUGAAGAGUGGAGGGCCAUUUGAAUGCCGUGUGAUUUUUAUGAUAUAUUCGUCUUAUUUUUCUCAGCUACGACCCAUUGUAAAACUAGAAGACAUUGAAUCUAAAAUCAUUGAGGUAAAUAUAGCAAUACUUUGCCCUUGACGGUUACAAAACAUAGAGAUCAAACAUGCACCUAAGAAAUAUCCACUCUGUAUUUCCUGGUUACACCAUGAAUAGCUCAAGGGCUGAUGACUCUAGAAUAAUAAUAAUAAUAAAUAGCAUUUGUAUAGCACAUAUCCUGGCUCGACAGCAAGCUCUAUGCACUUUACACUAUGUUAUAACCCCAGCAGACCGUUGAGCACUCAGAACGAAGCAUUUUCAGCUUCCUGGGAAGUACGAGCAACUAAUUCAGCGCUCAAAGACUAACAAAAUGACAAAAUCUUUGGCUGUCUAUUGCUGGGUACCCAUUCCCACCUAGGUGAAGUGAGGAAAAUUCGUAUAAUAGAGCCUGACCACAAGGUCAUUGACGCCACCAUAUAUCGAAGUACACAGAUGGCCUUUCAAGAAAUUAUCAGUCAACGGGCUCUAUUAGUUCCCCCUGCCAUAUUGAAAUUGGAAGCGUUAUGAAUGGUUAUGUGAUAUCAUUGUAUUGUGGCUGUAGGCGUGCCUAAUAAUUAGUGCUGUGAAUAUUGUAUAAAAAAAUAAAUGUUACUGAUAAACUUACUUU